AUGGGCGCUGGGCGACUCCACGACAUCAGCUUCAAGCGAUGUCACACGCUCUGGCCAGGGGCCAAGCUUCAAGACGCUCUCUUCCAGCAGGAUGGUAUCGAGUGGCAGGUUCCAAGGGCCUGUGGAGUUGGCAGUCCUGACCGCUUGCGAUGGAUUCCACCCAGGGCGCUGGCGAGCUUCGGCUUCGGUCGGGGCGAAAUUUUCUGGUGGGGACAGCGGCAGAGCUGGGUGUUCCUUCGACUGGGGCCAUGGGACACGCUGGGACAGAGCGGGCUGCACCGCAUCGACUACAUGUCAAGCCAGCUGGUCUACGAUGUAUUCUGUCACUGGCUGCAGACAUCUUGCAGACAAGAUGUGGUGAUGUUGCAAGAGCUGCAUUGGGGAUGUGGACGGGAAGACAACAGCUGGCGCAUUCCGGGGUGGACUUUCUUUAUUAGUGCUGAUCCGCAACGGCGCUUCACCGGCGUGGGCACUGUUAUCUCAGCGCGAGUUUUGGCUCAGGCCACCACCAGUCACUGGACGUGGAUCCCUGGACGUCUGUUACAGGUCAAGUGCUGCACCCCAAGGGUGAAUGUGGACUUCAUAUGUGGCUAUCAAGCGGUCUGGCAAGAAGGCAAGGCUGCUCAAUCGGCCAGCAUGCGUGAUGAGUUCUGGGUGAAGCUGGGUUCCUCGCCUCGCACUUCCUUACAGGAGGCGUUAGCUCGAGCCGAAGUGCCGCCAGACCUGCAGCAUGCAAUACUCCAGCUGCACGAGAACUGCCGAUAUACUGUCAGCCACAAGGGUAAACAGGUGGCCUCCCUCACCAGCCCGGAAUGGGCCAAGAAGUCCAUGUCACUUUUUGCGGACGAUAGCCAUCUGUCGUGGACGGUGCGCACGAUCGAUGAUUUGAAAUUCGUCCUGCGAUCAUCAUUCGACUGCUUGGAAGUGCUGCGGCCAGAUGGCAGCGGCAGCACCGUCGCUUACGCAAAGAAAUUCGCGAGGAGGGGGCGGAGGAGGCUCGGGAAUCUGGGGCAGUGGCAAGAGGCAGUGGGUUCCAGCCAAUCGGGCGAGCCCGAGACGGCCACACCGUCCACACCGGCCCCGGAUGUGGCGACUCAGAACCUCCUCCUGAAGAGCCUGGUCCGCCACGAGGAGGAACUCACACGAGUCCGACCGGACGCUGGAUUCGUGGCCUUUAUCGACACCACCGAGCUGGGCUGCCUGGGGAUGCUGAAGCAAGUCGCGGGCAAUUGGCACGAGCUCUCGCAGGGAAAAGUCAAGAAAUCGUUGCGAGUGAUGUUAGCCAUGGCCUUGUUCCGCGACCUGAAAGAACGAGCGGAGCAGACGCUGGCAGACCCGGAGCGGCUGGAGAAGUGCCACACGGUGGGAUGGCUCCAACGCACGGAGACGGCGCUGGAUCCGGCCUGGGCAUUCCAUGUCUGGGACCCCAGUUUCAAGAAGCAAGUGGCCACCGACCGGGUCAUGAAGCACUCGGAGGCCAUGAAGCUCUUGGACCUGCUGAUCCUGAACCUCCCGAAGGAACAGGUCCUCACACGAUUCAAAUCGGUGAGGCCUCUGGCGGACUCCCACGACACCGAGGUGGUCCCCUUCCUGAUAUCGGUGGGACUUUGCGGGGAGUCGUGCCAGAAAUGUUUCGACGCUUUGCUGGCGCUGUCAGGGUGUGCGAUCACCAAGCUGCAGGGCCUGCGCAGUCGGCAGGAGCGAAUCCAGAAGACGCCACUCUCGAAGACAGUCGAGGAAGCGUACCAGGCCACGAGCUACUCUGCGACUGGACCCGCCGAGGAGCGCCUUGCGCAGCCAGACGAGCCAGGUCGCUUGUCUGGUCAAGCUGCGUCCAGGGAAACGCGGCUUGUGCCCCGCCAGGGCCUUGGCUUGCCGCGUGCCAGGCUGCGCAACGGCAGCAAUGUUUGCUACAUCAAUGCUGUGGCCCGUUUGGCUUGGCGAGCUCUCUGCGGCAUCGGAGGCAUGCCUUGGCCAACUCAAGGCCCGUUGAGCCACCUGAUGAGACUGCAUCCGGCGGGCGAGGCCAGUGCCUCGCUACAAUCCCUGAUAGAUGCAUGCGGUUAUCAGCAUGCACCACAGGCAUUACAUGCACACUCGGUGGUUGUAUUCCUCAUGCUGUGUCGCUAUGACGAAAGCGGUGCCAAGUGCACGCGACAGGUCAGAGUGCGACCGGGAGACACCUUGGCCCUGCCUAUCUUUUCUGAGCCCACGGGCUUGGACGUCCGGCAUGAGUCCUUCACUGUGGUAGUGGUUGUUUUCCACUUAGGCCAGAGAGUUACGGAGGGACACUACCUCACAUUGAUCGGGAAUGAGAUUCUGGCGAUAGCCAGGCGAAUCCUGCCUGCGCAUAGGGUGCAGCUGAUGCUGGAAUACGCUGAUCUCCUGGAGGUUAGUCUCGACGCACAAGAGCUGGUCAAGUUUCCGGCCCCGUGUGAUCACCAGAGUGACCAGCACAGUGCUGCGGAGUUGCAGGCUGAGAGGUUACUGAACACGGCUGUUAUGGAGCUUAUGGGACCGGACUUCACCUGCACCAGCUUCUCGAUCAAUCUUGAUGACGAGGUCGAGCCGCACCGUGAUAUGUGCAAUGCCCCGGCACCAAGUGUUCUCCUUGGUCUGACGUGCCAUGCGGGGGGUGGAUUCUGGUACGAGUCGGAACACGGGCACCACUUCCUGGAGACCCCCGCGGGCUUCCUGUCAGGACUGGAGGUGGGCACUGCUUGCAGGGCGUGGACCUUUUCUAGCCGAUUGAUGACGCAUGCAGCCCUCCCUGCAAGCUUUGGCCGCCGGAUGGUUCUCCUUGCGUACACCACGGCCAAUCAUCAUCGUGCCACUCCGGAACAUCGCGAGCUUUUGCAGCGAGCUGGGUUCGUGAUGCCGAGUCCUGACAACCUGGAUCUCUGA
This is a messenger RNA of Symbiodinium sp. CCMP2592, 2904 nucleotides long. The record is from the annotation of a GenBank genome assembly. NCBI's taxonomy places the organism in Eukaryota, Dinophyceae, Suessiales, Symbiodiniaceae.